AUGAAAAAUGUUGCUUCAACUAUAUAAUCUUAUAGAAAUGCAGUUGAAAUUGAUCCAAAAGAUUUUAGAGCAUGGUAUGGAUUAGGUUAAACAUAUGUUUUAUAAGGAAUGAAUUAAUAAGCUCUAUAUUAUUUUGGUAGAACUGUUAUUAGUAGACCAAAAGAUGCAAGAAUGUGGAAUGCUAUGGCUGAAUUUAUGAUAAAAUGGAUAAAAAAAUGAAAGAGCUAAUUUAUGUAAAGAUAAAGAAGGAAUUGUUAUACAUCAAUUAGUCAAAUUAUAUGAUGCUGUUGUAAUAUGAAUUUAUCUAAAUAUUCAGGGUAAGAAGCUUAAUGAGCAUUUUAAGAAAGUUUAAAGAGAAAAGAUGAAGAAUAAACAGUUGAUAAAGAAGUCUCUAAAGCUCUAUUGUAUUUAGCCAGAUCUUACUUAAAAAAAGGUGAUAAAGAAAGAGUUAUAUAAAUGGCAAAGAGACUUUUUGAUUUUAAUGGACCAGAAAGAGAUGAAGCUAAUUUAAUUAUGA
Paramecium sonneborni is the source of this 517-nucleotide messenger RNA. The record is from the annotation of a GenBank genome assembly. Lineage: Eukaryota; Ciliophora; Oligohymenophorea; Peniculida; Parameciidae.